GAUAUCUUAAUUCAUGACUACAACUUACUCACAAAUCUAUAGGACUACUAACUACAGUAGUAGUCCGUGAUAACAACUCAUAACCAUAGAUAAUAAUAGUUUAUGGCAAUAGUGUAUACUAAAUAGUAAAUAUAUAGUAUAUACUACCUAUGGUUACAACUUACAACUCACUGCCCUGCGUAAAAUUUUUAUUAUUUAGCUAUAAUAAAUAUAAAUAAAUAUAAAUAUUUUCGUCCGAUACGGACACCCGACUACCGAACCCGCUAUGGCUGAAACCACUAGCGAAUUAGACGAAACGCCGAGCAUCGAGUGCUUUCAGAACUACACCGCGCCCGAGGUGUUCAUACAGGGCAUCGCUGGCAUCGUAAACCAAGAGGAUGUCGAGUCCAUGAUCAUUGCCCAAAAAGAAAUGUUGCAGCGUUUUGAAAAAACCAACGAAAUGCUUACCAACUGCAAUUUGUUGUCCAUGAGUCACCUGAAAACCACAAGCCAGGAACUGAAGAAACACACUCAAAUGUUAGCAGAGUUACGCAAAGACUUGGACAGUACAUUUAAGAGGAUAGCCACGAUCAAGUCCAAGAUUAAAGUCCAAUAUUCAGACUUCCAGAAAAGUAUAUUAGAAGAAAAGCAAAAAGAGCUGGAACAAAAAACUGUAGAUAGUUCAUCUAGUGGUAGCGCAAGUACAGCUUCUCCGUAUAAUUCUGAUACAAACUAAAAUAUAUUUUUUAUUCCAUCAACAAUUUUUAUGACAUGAUCUCGUUAAAUAAAUUUGCCAUAACCAUUUUAAUGUAUGCUUUAUUCGGUAUGACUGUAUAUAAUAUGUUAUGCUCAUUAUUUAUUUAAAAUAUAAAACAUAUUUCGUUAAAUGUA
Molecule: messenger RNA, 870 nt
Organism: Myzus persicae (green peach aphid)
Lineage: Eukaryota; Metazoa; Arthropoda; Insecta; Hemiptera; Aphididae
Product: kxDL motif-containing protein CG10681
Exons: 3
Coding region: 266-715 (149 amino acids)
Biological process (GO): lysosome localization
Cellular component (GO): BORC complex
Source: RefSeq, a predicted model, not a curated record